Kazachstania africana CBS 2517 is the source of this 2172-nucleotide messenger RNA. RefSeq names its product endo-1,3(4)-beta-glucanase (gene ACF2). Gene Ontology annotation, cellular component: cell surface. The record is from RefSeq and is a predicted model, not a curated record. The coding region runs from base 1 to 2172 and encodes 723 amino acids. The transcript has a single exon. Lineage: Eukaryota; Fungi; Ascomycota; Saccharomycetes; Saccharomycetales; Saccharomycetaceae. Gene Ontology annotation, molecular function: endo-1,3(4)-beta-glucanase activity; glucan endo-1,3-beta-D-glucosidase activity.
AUGUGCAUUUCUUUUCAAUCGGCUGCUACGAUCCCAGGACCUCGUGAUAAGUCUUUAAGUGCUUUGGAGGCGCAAUUCGAUGCCACAAACGUGGUAGCAAUCGAUUUUGACACUCCAAUCUCCACCUCAAAACCGGCAAGCUUUAUUCCACGAGUAGCGCAUGCAGUGUCACUUCCUUAUUCCCUCAUUAAAUCAGAAAAUAACAAUUCUAUUGAAACUAACAAGUUUUAUGGUAAUAUGUUACUAGGGGGUCAAACUAAUCCUGUUUGGACACAUCCUUAUUCAUUAUGGUUCAAUCAAAAUGAUCCUGCAUCUUACGGUAUUGGUGUAUCUUAUGUUCAGAACAGUCAAAAAGUCUUUGAUACGACGAAGAGCCCUCCAGGAUAUUUUUUCAGUCCAACUUUCAUUCAAUCAUUUUUAUUUGGUGCCAAAGAAUUUACUACUAAGCCAUAUCUUAAUUUCCAAAAUAUGAAGCAUACGUCUGUCCAAUUAAAUGUUAAAUUAAGUGAUGCUCGAUUCAUAAAAUUACCCCUCAUACAAGGUAUGGGAUUUGUGACUGCAAUCUAUCAAGGUUUGACGCCAAAUUUGAAAAGUGCCGUUGGAUUCAAAACAUUUACCAAGAUAAGUGCAAAUAAGUACCAAGCAACUUUAGAAAAUGGUGUCACAUGGACAAUUUAUGUUUCAGGUAACUAUUCAGGUUUCACUUUGAGUCUUUUAAAUGGUAACACUGUACAAGGUAAUAAAUCCAUGAAUAAUUGUGUCAUACAAAUUAUUCCUUCAACAAAAACAAUUAUUGACUCUGUUGCAGGCUCCUACCCCAUCGAUAUGACAAUUUCAGCCUCAGUAAGCUCUUAUAUCGGUACGUACUCGUUAAAUUAUACUACUAACAACGGUAAUGAUACCCUAUUAUAUGCUUUGCCACAUCAAUAUAAUAAUUUUACUAGCUCUUCAAAAUCAACGAAGAUUAAUGACCGGCUCACAUCUACUGUAUCGGGAACAAUGGAAGGUGUUAUUGCAAAGCAAUUAAAUAUGAUUCUUCUAAUACCAAGUACAGUGGACUUUAAUGUUUCAGCCAAGAUGACUAAUCUCCCACAAUCUAAUCUAAAUACAAUUUUAGCUGCAGCUACACAAGAAGUUAAAAAUGCAAACGUCCCAGCUGAGAGUAAUUUGGAUUCUAUGUAUUUUUCUGGUAAAGUCUUACAAAAGUAUGCUUGGUUAUUAUACGUCUGUCAUUUUAUCUUGAAAAAUUCAGCAUUAACUUCGACUUUAUUACCUCAGCUCCAAACUGCUAUUACUAGGUUUAUUACAAAUACCCAAAUUUUACCUUUAAAUUACGAUACAACAUGGAAUGGGCUAAUUUCUUCUGGUAAGCCUGAGCAAGACUUUGGUAACCCAUAUUAUAAUGAUCACCAUUUCCAUUAUGGAUAUCAUGUCAUGGCCAUUGCACUUACUUCAAAAGUGGCGCUUGACAUUGACCCAAAGAGUCAAUGGCCCAAAGCCACCUCAUUAUGGUGCCAAUAUUUGAUUAGAGAUUAUUCAAAUCCAUCCAUAAAGGAUCCAUAUUUCCCAGUCUUUAGAUCAUUCGAUUGGUUUCAUGGUCAUUCUUGGGCAAAGGGACUUUAUGAAAGUGGAGAUGGUAAAGAUCAAGAGUCAACUUCAGAAGAUGUAAAUUCAAUCUAUGCGAUAAAAUUAUGGGCUAUCGUAAAUAACAACACAAACUUGGUUAAUAUGGCAAAUAUUCAGCUAGGUAUUAUUAAUAGUUCUAUCAACAGCUAUUUUCUCUAUUUAGAUACCAAUACAAUUGAGCCACCUCAAUUCGUUCCCAAUAAAGUGAGUGGAAUCUUAUUUGAAAACAAGAUCGAUCACACCACUUAUUUCGGUACUAACACAGAAUACAUUCAUAUGAUUCAUGCAUUACCACUAAUACCUAUCACGAAUUAUAUCAGAAGCGCAAAGUUUGCUAAACAAGAGUGGAAUCAAGUGUUGUCUAAAAUUAUUGACAAAAUUCCCAAUAAUGGUUGGAAAUCAGUGAUCAUGUUGGAGAUUGCAUCGUUUGACGCAAAAUCUUCCUGGAAUUAUUUUGCCCAAAGUAACUUCUUUAGUAACUACGGUUUAGAUGAUGGACAAAGUUUAACUUGGUCUUUAACGUAUGCAGCUUCCCUAUUGAGUUGA